AUUUGUUUCGUUCGAUUCGUAUUCGGUCGGCCGUCCGUCCGUUUGUGUGUUCGAUAUUUUUUUACGAACAUACGAUUGUGAAUGUCGCAAUGGUGAAAGAUGAACACAAAUCUCGUUUUGUGUAUGUAUAACGCAGUGCCCUAACGCAAGCGUUAAGUGAAAUGUGAUUUAGUGCAACUUUUGACUAGGAUUUUAAAGCUCCAGGUGGGCGCUCGCAAACAUGGCCGGUGAUGAGUCCAGUGUGCGCGUUGCAGUCAGGAUCCGACCGCAGACACCAGGCGAGGUGCUCGAGGGUUGCGGCGUGUGCGCACGGGCGGGGGGUGCCGCGGGGGAAGGGGGGGUGGCGCUCGGCACCGAGCGGGCCUUCACCUUCGACUACGCCUUCGAGCCGUCGGCGGCGCAGCAGGAUGUCUACGACACGUGCGUCAGGAAGCUGGUGGAGGCGGCCCUCGAUGGCUACAACGCCACUGUACUCGCGUAUGGACAAUCAUUUGGAACNGCUGACUUUAAUUGCUCACCUNACGGGGGGGUGGCACUCGGCACCGAGCGGGCUUUCACCUUCGACUACUCCUUCGAGCCGUCGGCGGCGCAGCAGGAUGUCUACGACACGUGCGUCAGGAAGCUGGUGGAGGCGGCCCUCGAUGGCUACAACGCCACUGUACUCGCGUAUGGACAACGUGUCGCGUGGGCGUUUGACAUUCCUCAAAUAUCACAAAAAGACGUGUUCUGA
Ostrinia furnacalis (Asian corn borer) is the source of this 730-nucleotide messenger RNA. RefSeq names its product kinesin-like protein KIF21A. Gene Ontology annotation, molecular function: microtubule motor activity; ATP binding; microtubule binding. The coding region runs from base 221 to 730 and encodes 169 amino acids. Gene Ontology annotation, cellular component: microtubule associated complex. The transcript is spliced from 7 exons. Lineage: Eukaryota; Metazoa; Arthropoda; Insecta; Lepidoptera; Crambidae. The record is from RefSeq and is a predicted model, not a curated record. Gene Ontology annotation, biological process: mitotic spindle organization; microtubule-based movement; spindle elongation.